GAUGAACAGUCUUAUUUUAGACAUUAAAAGCGCAUAGCGGACUGACUCUUCAAUAAUAUUUCAGUAAGCUUUCAAUUAACUGCAUUUAAAAUGAGCGAAAAACAUUAUGAUGUGUUAUUCAGCGAUAAAUUAGGACGUUAUCUAGUUGCUAAUAAGGAUUUAAAUGCUGGAAGCGUUAUUUUUACUGACACUCCAUUUGCUUUUGGGCCGAAGCAAGACUCAUCUCCACUUUGUCUGGGUUGCUAUUGUCCUGUGGAAAACUCGGUAUGUUCCCGUUGCAGCUGGCCAAUAUGUAGCGAGGCUUGUGAGAAGAGUAGUGCACAUCAACCAGAGUGCGAUGCAUUGUCUGCAGCUCGAGUGCAGUUCCAGCCGGUGCAAGAUUGGACAGAGGCCUCACCGCAGCUUGACUGUAUAACACCAUUACGAAUGCUUCUAGCCAAAGAGAGAGAUCCAAGUCGAUGGCAGCAGGAAAUCGACAUGAUGGAAACACAUACAGAGGAGAGGAAGAAACAAGCAUCUUGGGCAGCCGAUUAUAACAACAUUGUAAACUUUUUGCUAAAUCACUGCAAAUUCGGAGCAAGAUUCACUGAAGAAGAUAUUAUAAGAGUCUGUGGGAUCAUUGCGGUGAAUGCUGUGGAGAUACCGUCUCGAGGCGGCUACAGCACCCAUGCAGUGUACCCGCAGCUAGCAGUAGCAGCGCAUAGUUGUGUACCCAACAUCGUCCAUACAAUACUCUACAAUAACUACGAGGUGCAGGUCCGAGCUGCAAUUCCUAUAAAGGCCGGCGACAUUCUAUACAUAAGUUACACGCAUGCGCUGUCACCGACCAUCGUCAGGCGAGAGCAUCUCCGUGAGUCGAAGUACUUUGAUUGCGAAUGCCAGCGUUGUGCCGACCCGACUGAGUUGGGCACACACAUGAGUACAAUUAAAUGCAGUAAAUGUGACAAUGGCUUGAUACUUGCAAGCGAUCCAUUAGAUACCGAAUCGAAAUGGAAGUGUACCGUUUUAAAGUGCGGUUUCGAGACAUCAAGCGCGGCAAUGCGAAAGAUGUUGGCGGUUAUUCAGGCUGAAGUUGAUCAACUAGACGCCUUACAACCAACUCCUGAAGCUAUUGAAAUGAGGGAAGCGUUCCUUAAGAAGUAUAAGUCCGUGUUCCAUCCGCGCCAUUCUAUCCUUCUCUCUGUGAAGUACACCCUUGCGGAGCUCUAUGGCCGAGUAGAGGGAUACACCAUAGACGAACUACCUGACUUGAUGCUGGAAAGGAAGGUUGAAAUGUGCCGACUUCUGCUUACCACACUGGACGUCAUUCUACCAGGAGAUACGAGGAUGAGAGGAAUGAUGCUUUACGAGUUGCACGCACCACUAAUGUAUCUCGCAAGGAGUGAAUUUAGCGCCGGUCUUAUAACACAGGAGCAGCUUAAAACGAGAUUGGAAGAACCUAUGAAAUGCUUAGCUGGAGCUGCCAAAAUAUUACAACGGGAGGAUCCACAGAGUCCAGAAGGAACAAUCGGGUUUAUUGCUUCUCAAUCAUUGGAACAGUUAAAAGCUAGCGUUGAAUCACUCUAGUCUGUGUAUAGCUCACUUGGUAGUUGUUAGUUUUUGUUAGUGUAUUAGAAAUUAUGGAUUCAUCUCCGCUGCGCUCCAACUAGAUACCGCACUACCUAAGAGCCCAAGCUUUUUUAAUCCGGCAACUUUAC
Leptidea sinapis is the source of this 1697-nucleotide messenger RNA. RefSeq names its product SET domain-containing protein SmydA-8 (gene SmydA-3). The coding region runs from base 91 to 1566 and encodes 491 amino acids. Gene Ontology annotation, molecular function: protein binding. Lineage: Eukaryota; Metazoa; Arthropoda; Insecta; Lepidoptera; Pieridae. The transcript is spliced from 8 exons. The record is from RefSeq and is a predicted model, not a curated record.